AUGAAGCAUUGGACGCCGGUCGUGUUCCUCGCAUUCUUGUGGACGCAGGUCUUCGCUGCCUAUUCCAAUAGCGAAAUGAAGACCCUUGUGAAAAACAGUGGAAGUGGCUAUAUCCGUCUCUCAGAGGCCAAUUACAAAAAGCACUUGUAUGGUCACAGAGACUAUGACGUGGUGCUCUUCAUGACCUCGCAGGCUCCACAGCUCAACUGUGUUUUGUGUAGGGAAUACACCCCUGCUUUCGAAGCCGUGGCACAACUGUACUCUCACACCUUCCCAGAAGGAGUGAGUACCGGUAGAGACUUGUACUUUUUGUAUGCUGACUUCCUUGAUGCAAAGAGCUUGUUCCUGGCCAUGGGCUUGGACCUGAUUCCCAAGUUGUACUACAUGGAAGCUACCCCAGAGUCGACUUCUGAUGACGACUUCAACAAGCAAAACAAUCCAUAUCCGUUCUACCAGGGUGAUUUCGUGGAAUUGACUAAUCAAUGGGUCUACACCAUGACUGGCCACCGGAUUGAGGUUUACACUCCUCCAGACUACAGCAAGAUGGUGUUUAACGCAAUCGCGACAUUUGCCGUUGUGUUUGCCUUUAAGAGAUUCAGAACUCAGAUCUUUGCUAUUCUCAAGUCGAAUUAUGUGUGGGGCAUUGGUACGAUUAUAUUGGUCUUGCUUUUCAUCUCCGGCCAGAUGUUCACUCAGAUCAGAUCUGUGCCAUUCAUGUACGAAAAGAAGGAGGGAGUUGAGGUGUUCGCAACAAACGCCCAGAUGCAAUAUGGAGUUGAGACUCAGAUUGUUUCUACCAUGUAUGGCUUGAUGGGUAUCGUCUUCCUUGUUUUGGCAAACCGUGUUUCCAGUAUCAAGAAUGCCAAGGUCCAGUUCAUGGCCGUCACCAUCGUUUCUGUUCUCUUGUACUUGUUGUACUCUAUUUUCUUGUCUAUCUUCAACAUCAAGUAUAGAGGAUAUCCAUACAUGUUGCUUGACCUUGGAGUUGCAUAA
This is a messenger RNA of Australozyma saopauloensis, 993 nucleotides long. Its product is annotated as dolichyl-diphosphooligosaccharide--protein glycotransferase. The transcript has a single exon. Lineage: Eukaryota; Fungi; Ascomycota; Pichiomycetes; Serinales; Metschnikowiaceae. The record is from RefSeq and is a predicted model, not a curated record. Bases 1 to 993 code for a protein of 330 amino acids. Gene Ontology annotation, cellular component: oligosaccharyltransferase complex.